AGCCCCCAUUUAUCUCCCACGCAAGUUUAGGCGAGGAAUUUUCCCCUCUCCGUUGGGAGUUGACGGACCUCUCCACCAAUUACUGAAGCCGUCGGUUCUGACCACCGACCGGAUCCGAGCUCAAUCCCGGAUUUGUCCAAGUCAAGGCAUCCGCAAGUUUCUUAUAAAGCCAGCCACCGAAGCUUCACCAAAUCUAAACCAUCCCCGAUAAUAAAACCAUCACUUCUUCCCUUCUCUCAACUAAUUCAAUACAAACAGAGGCAAUUACCAUGGGCAAUGGGCUCUCCCCUUGCUUCUGCUCAUCGUCCAAUAAUAGCCUGGUGAAGCUCGUCUUUUGGGGUGGCGCCACCAAGUUCCUCACCGAGAAGCAGCUCGCCGGCGAGCUUAUGUUCCAGUUCCCCGACUGCGUCGUUUGCCAUGCCGACUCCUUCUACAUCGGGCAGCCAGUACCAGUCUUGUCCAUCGGCGACGAGCUGCAUGCAGGCGAGACUUACUUCGUCAUCCCGGUCGACCGCUUCCCAUGCAACCAAAUCCUCACACCUGUAACCCUAGCAUCGUUUUCCCCCGGCCCGACGAAGCCGUCACUUGCCAGCUUUGGUCAGUGCCCGUUCGAGUACGUGAAGGCCGCCGACGGGAGGACGGUCAUAAAGGUUCAGCCGAAGUUUAUAGCCAAGGUCAUCACCGCCGAGGAGGGGGGACAAAAGUAUGGUAGAGAUGGUGGAACUCUGUGCAGCACGCCGGAGCUAAAGAAGCACUAUGCGCAGCUCGUAGGGUCGAGAGACCGUCCUUGGUCUCCGAAGCUCGAAACAAUCUCCGAGAGCAAGAGUAGGUUAUCCCAAGUGAGAUUGUCACCAGUGAGAUUGUUUGGUUUGGAAAAGAGAUCGGGGUAGAAAUUGCUUCCUUCUCUUCGAGAAAAGUUCGGUGAUGGAUGUUAUGAACUCACUUUUAUAAGAGGAAAACAAGAUGUAGCACUGAUGAAUGUGUAGAUCUGCACUGUGGAUGUAAUUGUAUAGAUUUUUAUCACUAACCAUGAAUCAUGAUUUGCCCUUUUUUACUUUGCUAA
This is a messenger RNA of Phoenix dactylifera (date palm), 1063 nucleotides long. RefSeq lists its product as uncharacterized. The record is from RefSeq and is a predicted model, not a curated record. Lineage: Eukaryota; Viridiplantae; Streptophyta; Magnoliopsida; Arecales; Arecaceae.